AAAACCCAACGUAUCUCCCAUUCAUAUUCCUACCCGAAGUCGGCUUCUGUUAAAACAAAUUCAACAAAACCUUGAAAAACUAGAAAGGAGUGACGGUGAUAAGAGCGGCAACACCGUGAUGGCGUUGCUAACAACAGCUACACUGACUAAACUCCCUUUGAGUCUUUCCUCAUCGUUUCCGUCUUCCAAUAGUUCUACUUCGACUUCGACUUCGACUUCAAGCUCUAGUAUUAAAUUUCAACAUCAGACACAUAAUUUUCGCUCUUCAUAUCUCGGGCCGUCGCCGGCUUUUCGUCGAAAUCCGAUAACGAUAAUUCCUCGUACGAGCUACAACGUAGGGAAGAGACAUGUUGUUUGCAUGGCUCCCGAGGAAGAGAAAAUGACUCGCCGCUCUCCUCUCGAUUUCCCCAUUGAAUGGGAGAGGCCCAAACCUGGGCGAAGACCUGAUAUUUUUCCCCAAUUCAGCCCAAUGAAAACACCAUUACCUAUACCAAUGCCAGCCGAUCCUCCUGAGGAAGAAGAGGAAGAGGAAGAAAAGAAAGAGGAAGAAGAAGAAGACCCUGAAAAGGUAGAAGAACCCGAAAACCCAGAGAAGCAAUAAUGGAGAAAUUCAAGUUCUUUGAUCACCUUAAAAUUUUGCUUUGACUUGAUAUAAGCUGGUACUGCCGAUAUCCAAGCAUAUAGACGCUGAUGCAGAAGGCUGAGCGUGGUUUAGCUGUUCUCGGGUUGAUAAAUGCACUUUGAAAAUUUGGGGUUGUAUGAUUCUGUAGCCAGUUUUGUUAGAUAAAGAAGAUUAGAUAUGGUUUCUGUUUUGGUGGUAUAAAGUUUUAAUGUUUGUUAAUUCUUA
Messenger RNA from Theobroma umbraticum, 847 nucleotides. RefSeq lists its product as uncharacterized. Lineage: Eukaryota; Viridiplantae; Streptophyta; Magnoliopsida; Malvales; Malvaceae. The record is from RefSeq and is a predicted model, not a curated record.